AUGUUGGGGAUGCGUGAAACGUUCUGGGUCAGAAAGCUUGUAUUAGAGUGGGAGUUCUGGGGAACCAAUUGUCAAUUUCUUUCAGGGGUCCUCUCUAAACCUACACUGAGAGCAGUGCCAGGAAAUGUGGUAGCCACUGGGAACCAGGUGACAUUCUUCUGUGAAGGGCCCUCAGAGGCCAAAGAAUAUCGUCUCUACAAAGUAGGAAGUCAAGACUACCUGAUACCAACAGCCCUUCUAGAAACUGAGAAUAAGGCCAAGUUUUCUAUCUCUUUGGUUCAAUGGAACAAUGCAGGCCAAUAUUGGUGUUCUUAUACAAUCACCAUUGGCUCAUUAGAAAACAGUGACACCCUAGAGCUGGUGGUGACAGGAGUUUACCUCAGCAAUGUCGUUCUGUCAGCCAUUCCCAGCCCUGUGGUGACUUCAGGAGGGCGAGUUACUCUUCAGUGUGAGUCACAAGAGCCGUAUAAUAUGUUCAUUCUAAUGAAGGAUGGUGACCACGUUCUUGGUGGAUCCUGUGACCCCCAAUAA
Molecule: messenger RNA, 531 nt
Organism: Microtus ochrogaster (prairie vole)
Lineage: Eukaryota; Metazoa; Chordata; Mammalia; Rodentia; Cricetidae
Product: leukocyte immunoglobulin-like receptor subfamily A member 6
Exons: 3
Coding region: 1-531 (176 amino acids)
Biological process (GO): immune response-regulating signaling pathway; cytokine-mediated signaling pathway
Cellular component (GO): plasma membrane
Molecular function (GO): inhibitory MHC class I receptor activity
Source: RefSeq, a predicted model, not a curated record